AUGACUCUGAUGAUUUUUUUUUUAAUGUUUAUCAUUGAAUCUGCCACUGAGAAGCUGUGUCCCCUUCGUGCCUCCAUUGAUGUGCUAGAAGGGGAAUAUUUUUUCCUUUGUUAUCUUGAGUCAAUGCAAGAACAGUUUCAGGAAGAAGCAUACACAAUAAACUGGUACAAAGAAAAUGCUGGAAAGCAGCAACUGAUAAAGGAAACACACAGAAUUGUUUCCCAAAUGAAUUUUCUGGAGUUUUGGCCAGCUGAACUCAGUGACUCUGGGAAUUACUCUGUCACUCACAGCAAUGGAAAGCAAAAUUUCACAAUUCAAAAGUGGACCUUGAAUGUACUUGAAAGAAAUAAAAGCAGCUGUUUCAACAAAAACCAUUUAACUACAGAAAUUAAAAAUGCUGGAACUGGUCAUUCACUGAAAUGCAGUGAUUUGUCUGUCAAUGAAAAUGACAGCAUAACAUGGUACAAGGACUGUAAGAAAUACGAAAAUGAAACAGAGCGGGAACUGGAUUUUAAAAGCUUAACAGUUCAGCACUCUGGGAUGUAUACCUGUAAAAUUUUAAUCAACCAUGAAGGAAAGUUAUACCACAGCACAAAUACAAUUAAGCUGGUAGUAGAAGAAGAUGCACCAGAGGCUGUAACUUCGGAGAUAGUUGGACGUGAUGAAGAAAUUGAAACAGAAAUAGGUAAAGAAGAGAUACUCAAUUGCACAGGUUUCUUGGGUUAUUAUAUGCAAGAAGAUGCCAGCCUCUACUGGUUACUAAAUCAGAAGUUUCCAGAAAAAUGCUCAAGUAUCCCUGAGAAUGAACCUUCAAUAUGUGAAGAAGAUUCCAAAAAAUUACAGUUGGGAAACAAGUUCUAUGUCACAAGACUACUACGGAUUAAAAAAGUAACAGACGAGGACUUGCAUCAUAAUUUCACCUGCAUGUUGCAAGCUGAUGAAAGAACACAAAUAAAAAUAGUGAAAUUGAAGAAGGGGAACACCCGAGAUCUGCCUGUGCACAUAUUUACAACUGGAAUGGUCCUUGCCGUACUAUUUCCAUGUGUUGCUGUAGCUGCCGUGUUUGUCUGUGUGAUGUUUAGAGUUGAUUUAGUUCUAUUUUACAGGAACAUAUGCAGAAGAGAUGACACUGCUGGAGAUGGAAAAGAAUAUGAUGCAUUUGUGUCUUACCUGAAAGACUGCGUUUCUGCUACUGAAGAAGAGAGAGAAUUUGCUUUGAAGAUAUUACCUAUGAUAUUAGAAGAAAACUUUGGGUACAAAUUAUGUGUAUUUGAGAGGGAUGUAUCUCCUGGAGGAGCGGUUGUUGAUGAUAUCCAUUCAUUCAUUGACAAAAGUCGAAGAUUAAUCAUUAUACUGAGCCAGAACUACGUUUCUGACAGAGCCAUAUAUGAACUUGAGAGUGGACUUCAUAAAGCUCUAGUUGAAAGAAAAACUAAGAUCAUAUUAAUUGAAUAUAUGCCUAUAAGUGACUACAAUUUCUUGCCAGAAUCAUUGUCUCUUUUACCAUCAAAGAGGGUUGUGAAGUGGAAAAAGGAUAAAUCUCUUCCUGUGAAUUCCAAAUUUUGGAAGAACCUUCGGUACCUGAUGCCAGCGAAACCUACCAAGAUGAACACCAAAGGGCACUAUAAUAAUCAUGACCUAGGCUCAGAAGGGACUCAACCACAGACUGAGGGCUGUGACUUUAAUGCAGUCGUAUAA
Molecule: messenger RNA, 1698 nt
Organism: Phaethon lepturus (White-tailed tropicbird)
Lineage: Eukaryota; Metazoa; Chordata; Aves; Phaethontiformes; Phaethontidae
Gene: IL18R1
Product: interleukin 18 receptor 1
Exons: 10
Coding region: 1-1698 (565 amino acids)
Biological process (GO): positive regulation of type II interferon production; interleukin-18-mediated signaling pathway
Molecular function (GO): interleukin-18 receptor activity; interleukin-18 binding; interleukin-1 receptor activity
Source: RefSeq, a predicted model, not a curated record